This is a messenger RNA of Zalophus californianus (California sea lion), 6228 nucleotides long. It is a transcript of the gene MEGF9, whose product is annotated as multiple EGF like domains 9. The transcript is spliced from 6 exons. Gene Ontology annotation, molecular function: extracellular matrix structural constituent. Lineage: Eukaryota; Metazoa; Chordata; Mammalia; Carnivora; Otariidae. The record is from RefSeq and is a predicted model, not a curated record. Gene Ontology annotation, biological process: axon guidance. Gene Ontology annotation, cellular component: basement membrane. Bases 138 to 1934 code for a protein of 598 amino acids.
GCCCGCCCGCGGGGCCGGCCGCCUGUCAGAGGGAGGUGGCGAUGGUGCGCCCGGUGGCGGUGGCGGCUGCGGCGGCUUCCCUAGUCCGAGUGCAGGGAGGAGAAGAUGACUGACCGACCGACUGAAUGACUGAAUGAAUGAAUGGCGGAGCCGAGCGCGCCAUGAGGAGCCUGCCGAGCCUGGGCGCCCUCGCCCUGUUGUGCUGCGCCGCCGCCGCCGCCGCCGCCGCCUCAACAACCUCGGCGGGGAAUGUCACCGGUGGCGGCGGGGCCGCGGGGCAGGUGGACGCGUCUCCGGGCCCGGGGCUAGGGGGCGAGCCCAGUCGCCCUUUCUCUAAGGCGACGACUCCCACGGCCCAGGCCCCGAGGACCGGAGCGCCGCGCACUACUGUCCACCAGCCCCUGGCUGCGUCCUCGUCAGCCCAAUCCCCGGAGACCACCCCUCCUCGGGCGACGGCCGGACCCAACACGACCACCUUCCAGGCGCCGCUCAGCCCCUCGCCGACCGCCCCUCCGGCGGUGGACCGUACUCCGACCACCCCUCGCGCGACAACCAGACCCGCGCCGACCACCCUCUCGACGAGCACUGGCCCGGCGCCGACCACCCCCGUUGCGACCACCAUCCCGGCGCCCACCACUCGGCUGAGCCCGACCCCCGAGCUCCCCGGCGGCAGCAGCGUCCCGCCCACCCCACCUGCCACCGAGGCCCCCUCUCCCCCUCCCCCAGAUGAUGCAUGUAACUGCUCUGUGGUGGGAAGCCUGGACGUGAAUCGCUGCAACCAGACCACAGGGCAGUGUGAGUGUUGGCCACCUUAUCAAGGGCUCCGCUGUGACACCUGCAGGGACAGCUUUUACCUGAAUCACACUUCUGGGCUCUGUCUGCCGUGUGACUGUAGUCCACAUGGAGCCCUCAGCGUGCUCUGCAGCAGUUCUGGGAAAUGCCAGUGCAAAGUGGGUGUCACCGGCUCUACAUGUGAUCGAUGCCAAGAUGGAUAUUAUGACUUUAGUAAGAGUGGCUGCUUGCCCUGCCGAUGUAAUAAUCGGUCUGCCAGUUGUGAUGCCCUCACAGGUACUUGUUUAAACUGCCAGGAAAAUAGCAAAGGGAAUCACUGUGAAGAAUGCAAAGAAGGAUUUUAUCAGAGUCCUGGUGCCACGAAAGAAUGUCUUCGCUGCCCUUGUUCAGCUGUGACGUCGACAGGCAGCUGUGUCAUAGAAUCGGGUGAAUUGGAACCUAGGUGUGUCCAGUGUAAAGAGGGUUACACGGGCCGGAACUGCAACACGUGUGAAAACGGCUAUUACAAUUCUGACAGCAUCUGCACCAAGUGCCAAUGCCAUGGCCACGUGGACCCAAUUACAGCUCCAAAGAUCUGCAAGCCCGAGAGUGGUGAAUGCAUCAGCUGCCUCCAUAACACCACUGGGUUUUGGUGUGAGAACUGCCUAGAAGGCUUUGCCCGAGACCUCGAGGGAAAUUGCAUCAAGAAAGAAGUUAUUGUUCCAACACCUGAAGGUUCUACCAUUUUGGUUUCCAAUGCCUCUUUGACCACAUCAGUGCCCACCCCUGUUAUAAAUAGUACAUUUACCCCCACAAUCCUGCAGACUAUCUUUUCAGUAAGCUCUGCUGAAAACAGCACAUCAGCAUUAGCUGAUGUUUCAUGGACCCAGUUUAACAUCAUCAUUUUGACAGUCAUCAUCAUUGUGGUGGUGCUGCUGAUGGGAUUUGUGGGGGCUGUCUAUAUGUACCGGGAGUACCAAAACCGGAAACUCAAUGCCCCCUUUUGGACCAUCGAGCUGAAAGAAGACAAUAUCAGUUUCAGCAGCUACCAUGACAGCAUUCCCAAUGCAGAUGUGUCAGGACUCUUGGAAGAUGAUGGUAAUGAAGUAGCUCCCAAUGGGCAACUGACCCUGACGACACCCAUACAUAACUACAAAGCCUAAGGAGCUAGAACCGUUGUCUGGAUUGUUAGACCACAGUGCUCACUAAGACCACAUCAGCUCCUGGGCCAGAUGAGGCCUGGGUAGAGUUUGCUGAGAACGCAAAGGCAUAGAGUGCAUCUGAAAUUUUUAGGUACAAAUUUGUAAUGCACUUAGCCCAUUACUCUUAGUUUCCCCCAUGAAGAUCUGAAGCAGUCGCUGUCAAUAAGGACUUGUGGUAAAGUAUAUUUUUGUACCAAACUACAUGGGAGUAUAGAAAGGCUGAACCCUGUAGUGCAGCCCACAUCUACUCUGACCUCCGAACAGACUCCUGGGGAAGUGUUCACCAAACCAGCGGAAACGAGAUGGAAGUGGAGGGGGAGGGACUGCUGGAAGACUUUUCAUCUUCAUUCCUGAGACACCUUGUUUAAAAGGAGAGUCAGGGAUGAUAUUCCUUUUACUGUGCUAAAAGGCAUCACCGAAGAAAGCUUAAUGUCUGGGCUGUAUCACAAUAAACAAUCUCGACUGUUUUUAAAAAGGGGCAGAAAAGUCUCAAGAAGAUCUUUAGAAAAGCUUGAUUUUUCCUUCCCAAGUUCUUGCUCAAUGAUAGGAUCAAAGCACAGAAUAAGCUUCUAAUGGUAGAAAGAGGAAGGCAACAUCUGGGAGCAGGAAGCUGAUGGUCCUCCUUAGGGUCUCAGUGUAAAUGGUACAUUGUCUAAAAAUAAGGUCUCUUCCUGCCUCUAGAGAAAUAAGGUGUAUAUAGUUAAUGUAGCAUAUCUGGUCAACAUUGUAUUUGUAUCUAUUUGUAAAAAAAAUCAUGUCAUAUUUUAUCAUCUAGAAUUUAUUUGUACAGCAGUUAAUGGUGUUGUAAAAAGAAAAUAUGGGGAUUGGUUAAAAUAGAGUAACAUAGAUGGCAGUAUUGCUAGAGCUGGGACUCUGGUGACCAUCCGUCAUUUUUAGUCCCUCUUUGGACACUGUUGAAAUUUAUAAGAGGUUGAAUGUUUCUAACCUUUCUUUCCCUUUCUCAGUCUCAAAGUAGAGUUAUAUGUUCUCUGACUUACUAUAGAUUCAAGCAAUAGAUUUUUAAGCAAUUGAUUGUUAAGCUGGGAUAGAGGCUGCGCUCUCCAAAGCACUCCCCCGAUUAGAUGUUAGCCAGUCUACAUAUUUUACAUAGAUUAAUGUAGAACGUAUCCUCAUGAAAAAAAAAUGUCUCUAAAUGUAGAAGAUAGUCUUCCAAAGGAAUUAGAAAUAUUUUAGUUCCAAAAGAAAAGCCAUCGUAUCGCUUGGGAUCCCCUGUUUUCAUGCCUGUGAAAUAUUUAUAUUCUUCCUCCAUCCCCCUCCAAAAAAAUACCUUUGAACAUAGCUUAUCAUCCAGACUCCACGAGGUGUAUACCACCUUCCUGCAGAGAUACAGUUCUGCUGUCUUCUUGUCCGGUUAGAGGGUGGCUCUGGAGGUGGGUGGGUACAGUUAGUCCUUGCUUUUAGACACAGCUUUUCCCUAGAGGCCACACACUGUUGCUCUCAUCUGUUAUGAUAUUGACAGACUGUGGGUUAAGCAAGCCAGGAAAAGCAGCCAGAAGUCAAAUAUAGGUAUUUAUUAGGAAGAAGGGCAAACUGUCAAGUGGUUAGAAAAAAAAAGCAAGGAUUUAUUAGAUCAGACCUAGGAUAUCCAAGUUGACAGCCUUGCCUAACUUCCCCCAAGAAAAACCUGGAAUUUGGUCAUCCCUCUGUAGGAGACCCCUCAGUUUUCUCAGGUUUUAGAGAUGAUGUUCUGGAGGAUGGACAGACAAAUAUCUACUUCUGAUAACCUGAGGUGCUCCGAAUAUUUGGCCGUUGCUCAUGAGGGUAGAGGUUACGUGGCAUUACAUUAUACUAAAAUCAGUGACUAUGGCUAUAGCCCUUUGCAGUUCACAAAGCAUCUUUCCAUAUAUGUGUCCUCUGUUCCUCAUCAUAGCCCCCUGAGGAAGUAAUUAUUGUCCCCAUUUUACAGAUGAGGUUAAAUGUCUUGUUCAAGGCUCUACAAUAUGUCAUUAUUAGGCUUGGAAUCAGGCCUCCAAAUUGAAGCACAUGUUCUCUCAACUAUAUGCUAAUGCAGAAACUGCCUAGCCCCAGACCAAGAAGGCUGGGAGGAAGAGUCCUGUCUGGGACUGUUUCUAACUUCUGUAAAUACAAGGUAUGGUCCAGGACCAUACAGCUGGGAAGGAGUUUGUGGAAAGGACACAGGAGGAUUACUAUCUGAAGCUAGUAUUGGUGAUAAAACAAAACCACCAGUUUGUGCUUCAUUAAAGGGAACGAAUCCUCCCAAGCGGGGAGGGAAAAUGUGCUUUCCCCACAGCUGCUGCCUUUGCAUGUACAGACCGAACACUGCACAGUUCCAAGGAAGUGUGCAAACUGACACACCUGCCUUUCUCCCAGAUUGCCAUCCCCUCAACGUGAUGGAUUGAAGGUGGUGAAGAAGAAACAUUCGUUAAGUAGAAGUUAACUCAAUAGAGAAAGCAUGAGUGUUUGUCAGGGUCUAAGAGCCAAAGCCAAAUCAUCCAGAUUCUGGCUAUAAUAGAGAUUUUUUGAAACAGACCUUAAGAGAUAUUGCAAACAUUGAAUCACAAGAAACGUUAACCUCUAAGUACUGAUUAACAACUCUUAGGUCAUGUUCUUAAUUCUUCCCAGUGGAAAAAAAAAUUAAGGUCUUAGAAUUUUUUUUCAACAAUAUUCUUUAGUGCCCCCUGCUUUUUGCUGGGGGAAGUAAUUUUGCUCUAGAAUUUAAAUCAAUCAUGAAGUGAUCUACCAGCAAAAUCAGACUAGGAAACUAGAGGGAAUAUGCAUUACACAAUAUUCAUUCCUCUGAAGGCAGGAUCCCUAUGAACCAUGGCAUUCAGCACUGGGAUCCCAUCAGUCCUUUAGAAAGAUAAUAUGGGAAGAAUUUUUAAAUAAGGAUUAGAAAUGUGUUUAUUUUCAAAUAAGGCUAGUGUGAAUCUUAUUGAUAAAUGAUACUGCUAUUAAGUGAUAAUUGUAUCUUCAUUCAUUCAUUUUCAUAAGCCCUGAUGCAUUUCUGACAGAUACCGUAGGUACUGUUGUUAACUAUGUCUGUCCUCCCUUAUUUUCCCCUCCUUCCCUGCACUGUCAAGCUCCCAGAUGUCUCUUAUUAAUGGAAUUUCUCCAGGUAUAGGGAAAAAUGGUAAUAAAAACUAAAGCUCACUUGUACUAAGGUCCUAUGGAUUUGAUGUGUUACUACUCUGAGGGGUACCUGCAUUUUAAGAGAGAACAGAGCAGAUGUGGGAUGGGAGGAGAGAGAUCUGGGGGGAGAGGAUUUGUACAGUGUCAGAUUAUAAGGCUGUUCUCUAGCCCUAACGUCCCCCAGAAAAUUGGUCAUUAAAGCAAUACUCACUGCCCUGCUAGUUCAUUUUGGUCAGCGAGUGCCUUCCGGACAUUUAGCCCUUCUCGUGCUGUUUUGGAAGCAGAGAGCUAAAGCAAUAGUACGUGUUCCUAAGAGCCUCAGUUGGGACGGGGUUAUUAGAUCACUCACCGUGGUCCUCUGUUUUUUGUAGGACACACGGUGAACGUAACAGCACUUGUAAUUAACAUUCCCUGGUUCUUAUACUUUGAGGUAUGUGGAUAGGAGUUCAAGAUAUAUGCAUCUCAAGGAAAGCUCUCCAACAAAAAGUUCAGAGAAGUAAAAAGCGACCCAGUGUAACCUGUUAGAGCAAGGAAAGCAUUUCUGGCCUUAUGAUCCAUUAUGAUCUUCUUGGACAGUAUGGGGUUUGGGAACUAACAGGAGUUUGGUGUGUGCAGGGGAGUGACAGAAGGUUAGUGGCGAUUUUCCUCUUUAACCCUGAGCCAGUGACUAUGCCGAGGGAAAAAGCGGGGAGAACACACCGGUUCAAGACGUCAAAAACGUCAAAUGGACUGAAGGUUAUGGAUCAUUAAAAUGGAAGUGGUUGAAUGAUGUUUUUUCCAAGGCAGACAGGAGCCUCCCUUACGUGUUACUUCUGCAUAUGCAAUCACUGCAGCCGGGGUGACGACGUGAGCCACGGUAGUCCAGAGCCGAAGGAUCUGCAGCUGAGUUCUCACGCUAGGCACAAGCACUCUGUCCUGCAUUACCUGUCAGCCCGAGUGAUUAGGGAAUGUUUCUGAAACAUUGAACUCGUCUGUAUGUCACUAAAAUUCUAACACAAAUUUUUAAAAAAAACGUGUCUCCUACAUACGCUGUACUAGGCUUCAUGAUGCAUUUCUAAAUUUGUGUAUGAUUUGAAUAUAUGAAAAGAAUUUAUACAAGAGUGUUAUUUAAAAUUAUUAAAAAAAUAAAUGUAUAUAAUUUGUA